AUGGCUAUCUCAAGCUUGCGAUCGCCAAUGAUGCUCAGAUACAGCAUGUACGCCCUAUUUUUGGGUCUGGCAGCCACAGUCUGCGCAGAAUCCUUUCUGAAGAAGGAUCCCAGUCUGCUGACGCUUGACGAAAUCGAAGAAACUGUGCAGCAAUGCUCAUUCGUCAAAAGACUUUCCGAGUACAAAGUCGAGACAUCCCCCGCUCACGCCUCUCUAACAACACGGCUCUUCGAAAUCCUCUUUCCAUCUUCCUCCCCCGCCAUCAACGCGCUCCUCGCAACAGCCUACAUCUCUGGCCCACCCAACUUCCUGUUAGCACUAUGUCCACCGAAUAUCGACCCCUCAAGUCUCAGCGUAAUGGUCGCCUUCGCGGUCGGCGGCCUUCUAGGCGACACGCUCUUCCAUCUCCUCCCCGAAAUCUUCCUAGGUGAAGACCACCACGACCGCGUCAAGUUCGUCAUGCUCGAGCCCAAUCGCAAUCUCCUACUCGGUGUAGGUAUCCUAGCCGGCCUGGUGACAUUCAUGGCCAUGGACAAGGCUCUUCGCAUCGCAACCGGCGGCGACCAACAUUCCCACAACCACUCCCACACCCCUGAGCAAGCGAACGGUUCUGCAUCCAGCACAAGCACCACCACCUCCAAAGACAGCAAAUCAAACGGCGCUGUCCGCCAACGUAAAUCACCCAAGAAAGAAAAAACUCCCGUCCCGAACCUCGAACCAGCUCCGAUCAAUCCCUCAGUCAAACUCGCCGGCCUCCUCAACCUAAUCGCCGACUUCACCCACAACAUCACCGACGGCCUCGCCCUUUCAAGCUCAUUCUACGCAUCUCCCGCCCUCGGCGCAACAACAACAAUGGCAGUUUUCUUCCACGAAAUCCCCCACGAAGUAGGUGACUUUGCACUUCUCAUCCAAUCGGGCUUCUCCAAACAGAAAGCCAUGGGCGCACAAUUCAUCACGGCGGUCGGCGCUUUUCUGGGCACAUGCAUAGGUAUUUUCGUCAAUGAGUAUGGCAGCGGCGACAGCGACUCAGCUACCGGACUCACCGCGGGGAUAUGGGGCACGAGUCUGCAAUGGGGCGACAUGCUGCUUCCUUUUACGGCCGGCACGUUUCUGUACGUAGGUACAGUCGCUGUGAUUCCCGAAUUACUCGAGACGGGUGCCAACAAAAGCCAAGAGCUGAGGAAGACAGCGCUGCAAUUUGGUGCCAUGUUCAUUGGUGCGGCUAUCAUGCUGGGCAUCUCAUGGUCGUGA
Molecule: messenger RNA, 1251 nt
Organism: Exophiala viscosa
Lineage: Eukaryota; Fungi; Ascomycota; Eurotiomycetes; Chaetothyriales; Herpotrichiellaceae
Product: major histocompatibility complex, class I
Exons: 2
Coding region: 1-1251 (416 amino acids)
Biological process (GO): intracellular zinc ion homeostasis; zinc ion transmembrane transport
Cellular component (GO): membrane
Molecular function (GO): zinc ion transmembrane transporter activity
Source: RefSeq, a predicted model, not a curated record